ACUGCGAAGGAAUGCCUCAUGAACUGAAAAUCAGUUUUGUUCGGUUAUAAUCUGAAUCGAUUUUCAUUUAACAGUUUAAUUAAAAAAAAUUGCUUAACGUAAGCCGUACCGUUUAUAUUUUUUGGUUUACCGAAACCACGUAAUCAGUUCUCAGUUAUUUUGUCAGUUAAUCAGAUGAACUUUAAAUUAGUACUUCGAUAAGGUUAUAUUUUAAGUAAACCGAAUUAAUAACAGAACUGAGGGUCACCUUCAUUUUUUUCAUUAUUUAAUCUUAUUAUUAUUUUUGCUAAACACAUAUUAGUUUUUUUUACAUUUAAAAAAACAUAUUAGUUUUUUUGAAAUAUCAUUAACUAAUAAAAUUUAAUAUUUUUUGAAAAUGUUCAAUAAUUUUAAUUAAUCUUAUCAUGUCACUUAUUUUAGUUCUUUUCUUUUGCAUUUUCAGCCAAUUCCCCUUAUCUCUCCGCUUGUUUACUCCCACCCACCAGUGACACCAACACCAUCUGGAACUUUCUUUCUUCUCUAUCUCCUCUGUCCUUUCCCAUCUCGAGACUCCCACCAAGAUGAGCAACAUACAAAUUUGCAUGUAUAUUCUUCACUCUUAAAUCUCAAACUUAAAAAAAGGUCACUUUCCAUCUCCUUUCGCUCCAUCCUCUUCGACUGAGAGAGCAAGAUAUACUCUGUUUUUUUUAAUAUAAACUUUGUUCUUUUUUCUUCUGGCGAUAAGAGGAAGAAAAAGCGGCUGGGUUGGUGACUAUCGAUUCACAGGACCAUCGAUUCACGGCGGAGGAGGGCGAUAGAAACAACGGACAGCGUUAGUGACCCUCGAUUCACGGCGGCAGAGGGGUGGUAGAACAUCCGACGAAAUCCCUAAAGCUCCUGAAGUACUGCUCCCAUGCUUGUCGCUUGUUUUUUGUCGGAGUCGCAAGAGGAAUUGGUGGAUAAUAACACGGCGGCUGGUUUGCAACAACUCUCUGCUGGGAUGAAGUGAGUGCCAGAGACGAUUUGAUGGCCAGAGUCGAAGGUAGAAGAAGAUUUGAUUGUCGAAGUGAGAAGGAUUGCAUAUUGAAGAGGAAGGCGAAGGGGUUUCUUUGUUUGGUGAGCGACGGAGAGACGAUGGAGAUAGGGGUGAGUUUUGAAUUUUGAUUAAAUUGCAAAUUCUGUGGAAAAGGAAAAAUCCAAGAAUAGGCCCAGAUGAUGUCCGAAGGCAUUCCGUUUAGCCCAUAUAUGAAAAAAACAAUUGGGCUCAGUAAAACAAAAACGCAGCACUUCAAUUAAAUGUGCAGAACCGUGAAAUGUCUAAUAUGCCCUUCCGUGAAGCUCUCAGGAGCCAGAGUUUUUGAAUCCCUGCAAAAACAGCCAAUGAAUCUGCUUCAUAAAUUUUAUAGAUUCAUUGAUAAUGUUGUUAUUCGGAUGAAAUGGAAUUCCGGCACAGAAGUAGUUAUGUGAGGUACGUAUGUGUCUAUGAGAUAUAUGUUUUAGGGUAUCUUGCCGCCGGGGUUUGCAACGAGAGCAGAGGCGGUGUUUGUAUGUUCUAAUGUGACUUCAUCCAUCUGGCAAUAUUAUAAAGCUAGCUAGGCUGCUUUAACGCAGGACACAUGCAUAUUAGCUAGCUAAUACAGAGACAGAGAGAGAUGGCCGUGCAGGUUGGUCCCUUGGAAGCUCGAAUGGCCACAGUGCUGAUGUUCUUACUAAUUCUGACAACGAUCAACGGAGGCUUCAACGGCGGUGUAAUGAUCAUCUCUGCCCGCGAUCCAAUGUGCGGUGCCUCCGACGAAUGGUUUUGUAGUCCGAACGACUCUGCUCACCCAGACAUUAAGGUACAACUGACACCCUCGACGGCCUGCCAGCCCUUCUAUUCUUCUUCAGGAGACGUACCAGACGGCUACGUACAUUCUUCUUGUGCUGAUGCCUAUGUUGCCAAUUCCAAAUGCGAUGAUUGCUUAAAAACGGCGACCGAAGUGAUAAGUGAUCAUUGUUAUGGCAAAGACGGAGCUCAGUACGGUACGGAGCAUUGUUGUGUUAGAUAUGAGAAGGAAAAGUUUUGUUGAGCUUAAUAUGCUAAGAAAUGCUGUUUAGAUUUUCAUAACCAAAAUAAAUUAGUGGCGGAAUAUAUGAUUGGUUGGGAAAUGAUAUUUUCACAACCAAACUUUAUGGUUGGUGUUAAACUUUUUAUAACUAAAAUAAUUAGUCUUCGAAAAUAAUUUAUGGUUGUGUUAAUUUCUUAUAACUAAAAUAAUUAAUCUUAUGUAUAUUUCACGACCAAAUUUUAUGGUUG
Linum trigynum is the source of this 2275-nucleotide messenger RNA. Lineage: Eukaryota; Viridiplantae; Streptophyta; Magnoliopsida; Malpighiales; Linaceae. The record is from the annotation of a GenBank genome assembly.